Messenger RNA from Morus notabilis, 1234 nucleotides. RefSeq names its product probable ribosome-binding factor A, chloroplastic. The transcript is spliced from 4 exons. Lineage: Eukaryota; Viridiplantae; Streptophyta; Magnoliopsida; Rosales; Moraceae. Gene Ontology annotation, molecular function: ribosomal small subunit binding. Gene Ontology annotation, biological process: ribosome biogenesis; rRNA processing. Bases 211 to 888 code for a protein of 225 amino acids. The record is from RefSeq and is a predicted model, not a curated record.
CUUGUAACUCUCUUCCAUCCCUCAGGAGUCGAAAACUGGAUAUAUAUUUAUCUUGUGCCGAAUUUACACAUGGGACCCACAUCUAUCAGAGAAAGCUACGGCUAAGGAUGGCGCGAUUUAUUUCAGAACCGAGCAAUAGAAGAUGAAACAGAAAAAAAAAAAAAAAAAAAAGGCCCAAACGAAGAAGAAGAAGAAUUCAGACAGAGAGCAAUGCCAAACUUAGUUCUUCACCGGCCACCGCUCUCGCCGUCCUUAUCCCACCGCCACGCGCCGUCGUCGACAUCAUCAUCAUCGGUUUCAUCAACAUCUUCACUGAGCUUCCGAUUCCGAACCCUAAGAUCAACUGCCCGGAUUCACCCAGCCAGCCAUGGCGCGGUGAUAAGGUGCAUGGCGAAGCCGCGGAGAGUGGCAAUGGUGGCGAAGCAGAUAAGGAGGGAGCUCUCCGAUAUGCUCCUCACCGACACGACCUUGCAGUACGCCAUUCUUCCUGAAGCUGCUCUCGGAGCCGACCGAUACCUCUCUUCUCUCACCACCAUUAGCGACGUCGAAGUCUCCUCCGACUUGCAGGUAGUUAAAGUUUAUGUGUCUGUUUUUGGAGAUGAAAGAAGGAAAGAGGUUGCCCUUGCUGGGUUAAAAUCGAAAGCCAAAUAUGUUCGCAGCGAAUUGGGAAGGCGUAUGAAGUUGCGGUUGACUCCUGAAAUCCGCUUCAUAGAAGAUGAGUCUUUGGAGAGAGGUAGCAGGGUGAUUGCAAUUUUAGAUAAGAUAAAGAAUGAAAAGAAGACUGCAGUUAUUGAAGAUGAUGAGGAAAUUGAAUCAUCUGAUGCACCUCAAGAUGACGGAGAUUGGGAGAGUGAUGAUCCUGACGAAGACAUUAUAUACGUCAAAUAGUUCAUCGCCUGCUUGGUUAACAUUUUGCGUUGUUGACCAAGGCAUAGUUUUGGUUGUCGCAGGAUAGGAUGCAAACAAAGCACGCAAUGCAGAGAUGGAGAGAGAGCGGGAAAUUGUCUCCUUCCAAAAAGGAGAUAUACUUCUGAAUGCAUUAUUAGACUGGAUGAUCUCGCAUGAAGUUGUUUUCCUGCCAAAGAACUGUUGAGAUAUGUGUAUCAUUAUUUCUCUUGUGCAUAAAUAACACACAAUGGAAGUUUCCUUUUUGCUUCUUGUUUACUAGUUUAUGUGAUAGUUUUCUGCGGAAUGAUACAUUCUUGAAGGAUAUUAAACGAUUCCGAUGGUAUUU